Molecule: messenger RNA, 6353 nt
Organism: Syngnathoides biaculeatus (alligator pipefish)
Lineage: Eukaryota; Metazoa; Chordata; Actinopteri; Syngnathiformes; Syngnathidae
Product: E3 ubiquitin-protein ligase RNF19B
Exons: 12
Coding region: 1-2028 (675 amino acids)
Biological process (GO): positive regulation of proteasomal ubiquitin-dependent protein catabolic process; ubiquitin-dependent protein catabolic process; protein polyubiquitination
Cellular component (GO): ubiquitin ligase complex; cytoplasm
Molecular function (GO): ubiquitin conjugating enzyme binding; ubiquitin protein ligase activity; zinc ion binding
Source: RefSeq, a predicted model, not a curated record
AUGCGCGCUUUUGUGAAUCGGAGACUUCCUCUGCGCGCUCCCCAUUGGUCGACAUCGCCGCAGUGUGCCCGGCCCUCCGGCACGUCGUCAGCGGGUCUCGGCGCCGACGUUCUCCGUCCCUGGCCGGCCGCCGCCGACGACCGCCGACGACCGCCGACGACCACCUCUCGCCGGGCGGCACCUGCGGCGCGUCCCGGACCGGGACACGGAGACCGGGACUUGCGAGGGAGGAUUUUCCGUGUUGCUUUCGGGGAGGAGCCCUUGGCGAGCCCGCCGCCCGGCCCGGCCUCCCUCUUGGCGUCUCCGAAGGCCCGCAUUUACGGCAACGGUUCUUGCACGGAGCAGGAGACCGUCGCCGCCGAUGAAGACGCCCAAGCAGCAGACCGGGGGGCGCUCGGCUUCCUCGACUUCUUCAGCCGGAAGCCCAAAUCGGAAGCGCCGCCCGAAAAGCCCGACGAGGCCCGGCCCAAAGAGGAGGCGGCCGUCGGGCGACGCGACUCAGCAAAGUUGGGUCAGGAGGUUCUUGCCUGGGGUUGGAAAGUCGGGAGCAAGGUCUUCAGGCGGAGCUCGAGGGCAGAGUUUGGGGUUUCAGACGAGGGUCAAGGUUUCAAGGCUGGCUCGGAGACGGCAGAAGCGCCCGCGCAACGGAGGCCUUCCGGGGCGGCGAGAGAAGACGGCGGCGGCGGCGGCGACGUCCCGGCUGCGUCUCCUCCCGCGGACGAGCACCCGGAGGAGUGCCCUCUGUGCCUGCUGAGACAGCCGCGAUGCCGCUUCCCCAGACUGCUGACGUGCCCGCACCGGACCUGCGGCGACUGCCUGCGGCGGUACCUGCGCGUGGAGAUUUCCGAGAGCCGCGUGGGCAUCGCCUGCCCGCAGUGUCCCGAGGCGCUGGCCCCCCCGGACGUGCGCGCCAUCCUGGACGACCCGGCGCUGCUGGAGAGGUUCGAGGAGUACCACCUGCGGCGCUUCCUGGCCGCCGACCCGGACACGCGAUGGUGUCCCGCGCCGGAUUGCGGCUACGCGGUGAUCGCUUACGGCUGCGCCGAGUGCCCCAAGCUGCGGUGCGGCCGCGGCGGCUGCGACACGGACUUCUGCUACCACUGCCGGCAGCUGUGGCACCCCGACCAGACCUGCAACCGGGCGCGGCGCCAGCGCGCCCGCCACGCGCUGGACGGCAAGGACUCGCUCUCCGUCUUGAAUGAAGAUCCCGGAGGAGACGGGGAGGAGAUCAAGCCGUGCCCUCGCUGCGGCGCCCGCAUCAUGAAGACCAACGACGGCAGCUGCAACCGCAUGAACUGCACGGUGUGCGCGUGCCAGUUCUGCUGGCUGUGCAUGCAAGAGAUCACCGACGUGCACUACCUCAGUCCCUCAGGGUGUACGUUCUGGGGCAAGAAACCGUGGUCGCGGAGCCGCAAAGUUCUGUGGCAGGUUGGCAUGUUGCUGGGCGCCCCCGUGGUCAUCUCGCUCAUCGCCGGCCUCGCCGUCCCCGUCGUCAUCGUGGGCAUCCCCAUCUACAUGGGCCGCAAGGUCCACGGUCGUUGCAGGAAGAACAACGUCUCAGGGAGCAAGCACUACUUGACGGUGGCGAGCGGCGUGAUGAUGUCGGUCUUCGUGUCGCCCGUCAUAGCGGCCGUCGCCGUCGGUGUGGGCGUGCCGCUCAUGCUGACGUACGUCUACGGGGUGGUGCCCGUGUCGCUGUGCCGCAACGGUUGGUGCCGCCCGCCCGCCGACGCUCCCGACGCGCUGGAGGACUUGGCCAGCUAUCUUUUGUUCUCGCACGUGGUGAGCGACCACUGGCGGGCUCAGGCCGACUCCGGCGCGCAGGAAGCGGGGACCCCCCCCCCGGCCCCACCGCCCCUCGCCUUGGCCCUCCCCGGCACCAGUGCCGAGGGGGCGGAGCGCGGCGGCGCCUCCAGGGACGGGGGCAACGUGGAAGUGCGCGUGGAAAUCGAGAGACGGCCGCGAGGCCUCGCCAGCGUCCCGUCCAGCCGCAGCUCGUCGGCCGAGUCGCUGGGACCCCCCGUUUGAUGGCGAUGGACUUCCGCUUCCCUCCCACCAGAUGCCUUUUAAGCCCGCCCCAGACCCGACGCGGCGGGGGUGCGCAAACCCCGGGCCCCGGGGCCACGCGCCGUCCGCUCUCUUGUGACUAAAGCGGCCCGCCCGCCGAGCGUUUACAUUCGAAAACGUUUAGCCAUUGUCCUCCCUCGUCUUUGCUCAAUUCAUUUCGUACGUACGGAUGGCGACUCGCUCGAUAAUUUCUUCAAUCGUCGAUUGCAAACAAUACGAGACAAACGUAAGUCGUAUAAACAAUUUGAGACACAUUUGACGUUGUCCACUGACUGGCGAGCGGUUCGGGGCGCGGCCCGAGUCUGCCGGGAUUGGCCCCAACCGAGGUGAGCGGUUUAGAAAGCGAAUGGCCCGGUUUCAACAAAAAAAAAAGUCACCAAAACGGCGGCGGAUCAAGUUCCUCUCUCCGCCCUCGGACGCCGACAGGGCUGACGGCUCGCCCCGCUUGGCUGCCAACUGUCCGUCAAACCUGGAAAAAAAUCAUCUUUCUUCCGCUUACACGCACUUAAGUGCUCGUUUGAGCCGCAAAACUGUUUUCACUUGAAGGUGAAUUGAAUUUUUUUCCUUGAGUAGUUAGUUUAGUUUUUUUUUUUUUUUUUUUUACGCUUUCCCGCCACAAGCCGGCAAGUUGCCGCACAGUCCUCAAUCUUUACAUCUUCUAACACCUCGAAAAUAUUUAGAAACAAAUCCCCGAAUUCACUUCACGUGCUCUUAAAAGAAUUGGUUCCGAGAUGGCAAUUCGUCAAUCAUCCAAGCCGCUUAUCCUCACAGGGGUCACGGGAAGCUAGCUUCAGGCAAAAGGCCGACUACACCCUAACCGGUCGCCAGUCACCCUCGCCGAGGGGGAAUCGAUCCCACGCCAAAGUCGAACGUCUGGACCGCUACACCAGAUAUUCGGGCGAAAGUAUUGGGACAUAGCAAAAGAGAAGUUCAGAGGCAACGUCCCGCCGUAAAUGGCGAAAAUCCCGUCGGCCUAGCAGGCCUCUCUUCUCACAGAAACUCCUCAACUCAUUUCAACAUAGUUCCCUGGCCAGAUGGUGCCAAAGCAAUCAUCUUCCUGCAAUGGUUUUGUUGCUUUGACCUCAGCAUAACGACAGAGGAUAAAUGUUGCAAGUAUACUUGGGGACGCGCUACAUCAUCAAAAUCGAUGAAAAACUAAAACAGCUGCACAGUUUACGGCGUCGGCCGGAUUGGAUCCCACACAAGAACCGCACAAAAGCCACAGAGCCCAGAAACGGCAGCGCUUUCUUCAGGCAACGACAGGCUCCCGACCGGCAAAGCAAAGACUUGUCCGAGGCGCGUCUGUCUCGAGUCUUCCAGCUCAUCGGGGGUCCGCGCGUGACGCCCCCCCCCCCCCCCCCAACCCUCAAUGUAGCGGCGGCGGCGAGCGAGCGGGAUCGUCGUAAUUGACCUCGGAAAGAAGAAGCUGACAAAAAUGAUGGCUAUGCUCGGUGACUUCGCUCUGUGGCGGUUCCGGCACGUUACGCUCCAUGCUUGUGCGUCCGUUAACUGCAAGGAACGUUUACACUUAUUUCCGUAAUAAUGAAGAAAAUGGGCGCGUGUUCACGUGUGGGCGGCGAACGCUUUGCCGUUCACGCCGUACGUCGCAUUCGAACGGAGGCCCAAAAGCUUCAAGCUCGCUUACGUCGGAACCGAACACCCUUCGCCACGCAAUUUCCGGCGGGUCGCCUUUUUUUUUUUUUUGCGAGACGAGUCCUCCAUCUUGUCGACGCGUGAACCGAACGGCCGCAAAGUCCCGCGGCCCCUUCGCCUUCUUGCCGACGGGUUACGAGUCGCCUUCACGGUGGCAAAAGUUUGGAAAUGGUGGUUUUUCUUGGGUCUCACUAAAACCCGCCAUCUCACUAGGGGUGUGUAGACUUUUUCUAUCACUUCCAUGUCUAAAUCUAAUAGGAAAAUAGAAUUCAAAAUGCAACUGCAAUGAACAAAAUAGCUGAUUAAAAAUGCAACAUCCUCUAUAUACACACACAUAUAGCGGAAGAUGUAGCUGAUGAAGACAAAACAAUUUUUAAAAAUCCAUAUAUUGGUUAUCAAAUAUAGGCAAUCACUGCAACUUUUUUGUUUUUGCUGAACGACUGAACGAAAAAUCUGUCCCUCCCUGUACUGUAGUCCACAAUUAGAAACCCCGCUGCAGUAACUUGUUAUGAACGCUCGAGGGCGCCAACACGCAGAACACGACGACGAAGGUUCCACGGACCUUGGUAGCUUUUCUAGUCUUGCACUUGAAUUGUUCACGAAAUAAAUAAAGCUGUGGCCUGUAAUAAAAGUAUGACUCAUUGUCAUGUUAUAAAUCUGUGUAUGGAAAUAGAUCUUCGACUUGAUUGGAUUGGCGACACGCCCACCACCCCGGAAACAAGCCGGCAAGGCGUCGCGGCCACUCGGCUUCAACUGGAACGGGGCGCCUGGUUCGUAGGCUCCGUCCUCCUCCGUCGUCCUCCACCCAGAAGGCGUCCGGCGCUGAAAAACGCCGGCAGGGCCAUCAUCAAGAGCCCCGGCGUCCCGCGCCACAGGCACCGAAGUAAGCGAGCGAGAUUUGAGUGAAAAAGGCGUCAAAUGGCGGCGCGACUUGACGAGCUUUGAUGCCGAAUUGACUUCAUUUGCAGCCAAAUGAGCACGUGGUCAUUGGAAACGUAUCGACGAUCGAUUGGUACUUCCUGAACCUUGGUGGCGGCCGCUUCGCGUCUUUCAACCUUCCGAACCGUCGUUAUUGCGUCCGUUUUGAUCAAAUAUUGCCACGGUGAGAUGAACAAAGGCGUAAAAAUGCUCGUUCACUUCAAAAGUCAUACACUUCAUAAAGAAUUGAUUUGUUUUGCACGCGCGGGAAAAGCAACAGUUUUUUCCCCAUCAAGUUAUUCAAAUUUUAGACUCUACGUAAUUUUAAUUGCGCAACCAAUGUGCAUGAACGUUACAUUCAAGUGCUUUUUUUUAAUGGCCAUAAUACUGUACAAAAUGAUGGUUUUGAUGUUGAGGAAUUAGUGUGCUUCCCGGUUCCAAAUUUGUUGCCCAAGAUUGACCCAAAACAACACUGUACCAAACGACGAGCCGGAAAUACGCCAAUUGUGGAAUUGGUUCCGCGUGAAAACAAUUUGGGGGACAAAGUUGUUCAAUACCGAUGGUCCGUUUUGAUCCACCGUGCGGCGGAGCCUCCUCGGGAGGACGCAAAGCGCCGCCCAGGCACAAAAAAAAAAAAAAAAAAAAAGGCGUCCUCCCAGCGAGCGCGCGCAGGUCAAUGACGUCGCUGCCUAAAAAUAACUUUGCAGCCAGUAACGAUGAGCUUGCGUUGCAGGAAAGGAACACGUAAAACAUGUUGGACAAGUCGUGUCCAAAAGGAUUUGGAGCCCCGCGUCAUUUAUGUUCGGGGUCCAUCGGGGAUGUCACCAAAGUGGAUUUCAAUUAUUCUUUCUGCCAUUUUCAGGAAGCUUAUUAAUAUUCUCCAUUUUCCUGAAGGCAAAUUUGUAAACCAAUCCGGUUAACGUGUACAAGAUGGAAGCCUGCUGCUGGAAUAACAGAAAAAAAAAUAUUGGACCCGUGACAAAAUAUCAGCACCCCUCCCCCCACACACACACAAAAAAAUAAAAAAACCGGGGCCCAAGAUGGAAGAAUUACUAUUAUUAUUAUUAUUAUAUAUGAUUUACACAGAUAUUCGACAGGAAGUUUCAAAAUAUUACACAAGUUCAGGGGGCGAAAAAAACAAUUUUAAACAUUUUAGCACAAAUAUGAGAAGGUCAAGUUACAGGAAAAGAGUACAACAAAAGAUAAAUAUUAAACGCUUUCCAAAACAUUAAAAAUACAAACCCCUUAGAUUCAAAAGUACAUCAGCAAAGUUAUUUUUCCGACCAAUUUUGAUGUUUACAUAGAGCGGCCCCAGGAGGGAGCCUUGUGGAACGCCACUGUUCUACUGGCAAGCGUCAUGUGGAAAUAUGUGAAGCGAGUUUGAAGCCCCGUGAAGGCAAACAAAACUGCAAGCGACGCAGACGUUGAGCGCUAAAACUAAACCAAAGGGCCGCCUCAAAUCUGAAAUAUUUCAUUGGAACGUCGGCAUCACCGACAGACCGCAGACGUCCUUUGCGGGGAUAAAAGUGGCUCGCUCCGCCUCCUGCCCGUUGACAGCCGGGACCCUCGUGAGGAUAAGCGGCUAAGAAGACGGAUGAUUUGGUACGGCUUUUUCGGCCGAUCGCUCCGUAAACUCCGCCUUCGGCCAAUAUUUGAGGGGCGGAUCCUCGGCCGGCGUUUCGAGACUCGCCGUUUGCCUGAUGACAGGGAGGCCU